This is a messenger RNA of Merops nubicus (carmine bee-eater), 810 nucleotides long. RefSeq names its product transmembrane protein 72 (gene TMEM72). The coding region runs from base 1 to 810 and encodes 269 amino acids. NCBI's taxonomy places the organism in Eukaryota, Metazoa, Chordata, Aves, Coraciiformes, Meropidae. The record is from RefSeq and is a predicted model, not a curated record. The transcript is spliced from 5 exons.
AUGCAGCACAAGGCAUUUUGGAGUGCCCUGGAGUACACCUGCCGGUUGCUGGGCAUCUCUACUGCAGCAGUGCUGAUCGGUGUGGGCGUAGAAACUCUGCAGCAAGGACAGUUCAAAAGCCUGGCUUUCUAUCUUCUUUUUUCAGGGGUUGCAGUUACCAUCUGUGAAGGCUUCUUCUUUAUCUGUUUGUUCCUGGAGAUGUGCUUCACAUAUGAGCCUGAGUCCCUGGCACAGGCCUGCUGGAAACGAGCUAGACGCCCGGGGAGCUUCCAGAAGUUCCUGGGGUACACGCUGCUCUCAGUGGCUUGCUUCCUGCAUCCUGUCCUCAUCUGGCACGUCACCAUCCCUGGGUCCAUGCUGGUGCUCACUGCCCUGGCCUACUUCGUGCUGAGCAAGAGGAGGAAGAGCCCAGGGCACAACGAGACACAUCCCCAGGCGGGCCAGUAUGUUGACCCUUCAGCCACCAGGACGGCCCCCACCAUUGCUGGUGACACUGAGCAGACCUACACCUUCCACGGGGCCCAGAAGGAGCAGCACCGCUCGCUGCUAGGCCACAUGAAGAGCAUCCUGAAGGGCAGCAAGGACAGGAGCCUGGCUCCAGUAGCUCCUGCCCAAGCAGCAGCCCCAGCAGCCCCACGCAAGCAGGUGCACUUCCAGGAGAAGGUGGUGCAGAUCAUCCCCUCUGUCAGCGAGAGCUUGGAGGAUGUGGAGAGCGAGGCUGAAGACACCACAUCGGACACAACACCCAUCCUCACCCCACCGGAUGCCCCGGUCAUCCUUGCUCCCCUCAGCUCCACAGGCCUCUUCUGA